GAAAAAGGCCUGUUUGGUAUUGAAACUGAAGUGGUCUUUGCUUUGUGGAACUUUGCGGUGCUCGUAAGAAAAAGGCUUGGCAUUCAGAAAGUGCCCCAUGGCGGUCUCGCACCAGCAGCAGUGAGGGGAGCUAGAGCACACCAGUCUCCAGCUGGAAAAACCCAGAACAUCCAAAACAUGGAAAAAAGAGAACUAAAGGCUUCUGUUCCAAAAUUUGACAAGGUUCCUUGGCUCAGCAAGGCCAGUCUUGAAAACAAGCCAUUACUGCUCAGCCUCCCCAAAAGAUCUCCUCAUUGCACUCCCACUUUUCUGACGGCAUACAAGAAGAAUAUGAAUUUGCCAAUGUGGGGUCAAGUUCCAGAUGUCUUACGUAAGGGCAGGAGGAACCAGAACAACCUCACACAUCUCAGAAACAAGCAGCUGUGCUCCACGUGCCGAGAAUUAAAAACGGUGCAACCAAGACCUGUAAUGAUCCCACGUGAUCUGAAACUAUCCUAUGAGAAUUUUAUGAGUCAUCGAACCAUGAGUCACUAUCAACCGGAAGUCCAGACUGUGCCCAGGCCUUCCCGUGACAACAUCCUAGCAGAGAGUAUCCAGUACAGACUGCCUAUUCUGGGUCCUAGGACAGCUGUCUUCCAGGGAGUGCUGGCAGAUGCCUACAAAACUCUGCAGGAGAUGCAACACUCUUCCUACCCAAGAAAGGAACCAAUGGACAGGACAAUGAAGCAACGAGUGGUUCAGUUUCAUCACCUUCCCCACCCCCAGAGAGAAGAUGCCUUGCCAAGUCAGUCUUCCUAAGAGUUGUUGGUUUAUUGGCUCUUGUCAUUAUCUUCUCACUCAUUUUUCCAAGAUAAAAAUGGUUUAAUUUACAUGUUAUGAAGAUCAUAAUUAAACUUAAGCAU
This is a messenger RNA of Tupaia belangeri chinensis (Chinese tree shrew), 902 nucleotides long. It is a transcript of the gene CUNH1orf105, whose product is annotated as chromosome unknown C1orf105 homolog. NCBI's taxonomy places the organism in Eukaryota, Metazoa, Chordata, Mammalia, Scandentia, Tupaiidae. The record is from RefSeq and is a predicted model, not a curated record. Bases 178 to 798 code for a protein of 206 amino acids. The transcript has 7 exons.